This is a messenger RNA of Priapulus caudatus, 1124 nucleotides long. RefSeq names its product techylectin-5B-like. NCBI's taxonomy places the organism in Eukaryota, Metazoa, Priapulida, Priapulimorpha, Priapulimorphida, Priapulidae. The record is from RefSeq and is a predicted model, not a curated record.
AGCGUGCGCGCGUGUGUGUGUGUGUGAGAGAGAUUGAGAGAGAGAGAGAGCGAGUGUAUGUAUAUAUAUUAUAUACACGCGCAUGUGCGUGUUUCAGUCGCCUAUCGUCCGAGUACCGAGCGCAGCCGAUCGACGGUUGACAUAUACGUAUACCCGAGCCGCAGCGAACACUUCAGCCAUGAAUCUCCGUCGCAUUCUUUUCCUUCUCCUAGUUGGAACCGUAACGCGAGGCUACGCUGCAAAGCGCGGCUCUAGGCGAUCGAGCAAGGUCGACAGCACGACGACGACGACGACGACGACGACGACGGCGGCUCCGCGCAGCACGAAAAGAACGACGACUCUAACUACCCCGCUCGAGACCGAAGCCUAUACUACCGAUUUCACCUACGGGUCCACGGCCGACUAUAAUGGCGGUGAUGACAGACGAACAGAUUCGCGCGCUCGGCAGAGAAACAGCCGCGCGGAUUCUAACAGCAAGAUGGAAAACCGCAGGCCGGCUGCAGCUGCUGACAUCUUUGCCAACGGGGUUGACGGCUUGAGAAACGAGAAGGAAAUUCUGCAGUUACUCUCGCAUCUUGCGACCUCAGUCCAACACAUGUCGGCAAAAAUGACUGCCAUGGAGAACCAGGUGAAAUCGAUUAGCAAGCAAAGCCUAAUUGCGGAACUGUCGGACAACCUCAUCCACGGUUUGGGCGUGCAAAUGUGCUUACAACCGAACGUUACUGGCUAUCCGCAUGACUGCUUUGACGUUGGGCGCUUCCAUGCGAGCCCUCGCUCGGGCAUCUACAAAAUUAAGCCGAUGCUAAGCGACACAGCGUUUGAUGUGUACUGCGAUUUGGACGCAGAUGGUGGCGGCUGGACAGUCUUCCAGGUACGCAUGGAUGGUUCCGUGGACUUCUUCAGAGGCUGGGAUGCGUACAGAAAUGGAUUCGGUCGUUUAAAUGGCGAAUUCUGGCUAGGUAAUGAUAAGAUUAGCCAACUAACGCAGUCUAAGCGGAUGGAACUGCGUAUAGACAUGGAAGACGCUGAAGGUAACUCACGCUAUGCGGGCUACGACCAGUUUGCUGUCGCCUCCGAGGACGCCCUCUAUCGGCUAAGCCUAGGCGCAUAUUAUGGAACCGCAG